Messenger RNA from Rosa rugosa (rugosa rose), 1038 nucleotides. RefSeq names its product ethylene-responsive transcription factor ERF017. Gene Ontology annotation, molecular function: DNA binding; DNA-binding transcription factor activity. NCBI's taxonomy places the organism in Eukaryota, Viridiplantae, Streptophyta, Magnoliopsida, Rosales, Rosaceae. Gene Ontology annotation, biological process: regulation of DNA-templated transcription. The transcript has a single exon. The record is from RefSeq and is a predicted model, not a curated record. Bases 90 to 731 code for a protein of 213 amino acids.
AACCCCAAGCCUAACUCAACUCAGAUCACACUCCCUAGUCCCUCCAAACAAGACUUUGUAUCUCUCUUUUAUCUAACUCGGCACAAUUUAUGGUGAAGCAGACCAUCGGGAAGCCAUCGGAGCGAAGCGACGCCAAGUACAAAGGUGUUCGGAAGCGCAAGUGGGGCAAAUGGGUCUCCGAGAUCCGCCUACCCAACAGCCGCGAACGCAUCUGGUUGGGCUCCUACGACACCCCCGAGAAAGCGGCGCGUGCCUUCGACGCGGCUCUGUUCUGCCUCCGCGGCCGCACCGCCAAGUUCAACUUCCCCGACAACCCUCCAGACAUCUCCGGCGGCCGCUCCCUCUCCCCCGCCGAGAUCCAGGCCGAGGCCGCCAGGUUCGCCAAUAACGAGGCGAACCCUCCGCCGCCUCCGCCGCCGCCGCCGCAGGUCCCGAGGAGCCACUCCGAUCUUUCCAUGUCGGAGCAGCAGACGGAAUCCCCGUCUGUCUCGGAGGGGAGUGGGACCCUCGUCAUGGACAGUGACUUUAGCGUGACGGUGAACCAAAACAACGACCAGUCGUUUUUGGACUUGUUUAGAACGUUCGGGUCGGGUAACUACGCGACGGAGUAUGGAUUGUUCCCGGGUUUUGACGAUCUCAACGGUCAGUUUUUCAGUCCGGCACCUCAAACGCCAGCCGUUGAUUACGCCGAGGAGAAUUUAGCUCAGGAGUCGUUCCUAUGGAAUUUCUAAAGGACCCAACUUUUUACUUUUUACUACAACACACAACACUUUAAUUUAAUCAAUUAAUUAGCUAAAUUAAGCUGGCUAAUGAAAAUUAAAUUAAAUUCUUCAUAUUUUUUUCACCGGAGACGAGCUUUGGACAGUUUUAGUUUCCAAUGCUUUACCAUAUUCCGGUUAUGGAUGGACCAGAUUUUUGUGCGGCCAUCCUUACCAUCAUUCCUUAUUGUAUCUUGGGUACAAAGAAUUCUCUCACACCGUGUAACCAUAUAGUUAUUCAUUGAAUUUAUCGAGUGGAAAUAAUUCAUCUUUAUAUAUA